GCAUGAUCAAUCACUACGAUCACGUGAUAAAGGUCAACCAAAGUUCAUCGAUGCAGAAGAUGGCGGGAAAGAAAACAACAAAUUAUUUCAACCGUGAUGUGAAUCCUUGUGUGGAGGAACAAAAGGAAUCGAUCGCAUGUUUGGAGGGAAAUAAUUACAAGAAGGACAAAUGUAACAUCCCGUUUGCCAACUACCAAGAAUGUGUGGGGUUUUGGAAAAAUGUUUCAAGGAAACGAAACCAACAAGGAAUUCAACCCGCAAUACCAACUUUAUCGGAACAAGAACAAAUUAAACGAUUCUUGGGCGACAAGUUACCGUAUAUAGCGCUUUCUGAUUCGUAAUGUCUAUGCGGGUGAGUUCAUGAUUCUACCUUCUGCAUUAUUUGUGUGUUUUACAAAUAAAUUUCAACAAAGAUUCAAUGUUAAUAAAUGUAACUUAUUUA
Ciona intestinalis (vase tunicate) is the source of this 442-nucleotide messenger RNA. NCBI's taxonomy places the organism in Eukaryota, Metazoa, Chordata, Ascidiacea, Phlebobranchia, Cionidae. The record is from RefSeq and is a predicted model, not a curated record.